AAUGAAUUUAACAUUUUUGUUUAGAUAUACAUUUCUGAAAAGUUUUAAUGAUAGAUUAUUUCCAUUAACUAAUUUUUUAGCAACCUUAAAUAACAACACAUAUUCUUCAGCAGUUGUUUUAUUUUGUUGCAUUAUGACAGGAAAAAGGAGACCUCCUCAUCCUGUGCUCACUACAUCAAGCCCAGUUCCACUAACUCACGAACCUCCUAGAAAUUUAUCUGACCAUACCUCAUUAACAAUUGAUGGUCAGAGCUACCCAUGCAAUGCAAAUGAUUUGCAAUUAAUUUCAGAACUUGGUAGAGGAGCUUAUGGCGUAGUAGAAAAAAUGAAACAUGUUGCCACUGGUAUUGAGAUGGCAGUAAAACGUAUUCGCCAUACUGUUAACUCAACUGAACAGCGUCGAUUACUUAUGGAUUUAGAUGUAAAUAUGCGUUUAAGCAAUUAUCCAUACACUGUUCAUUUUUAUGGUGCAUUAUUCAAAGAGGGUGAUGUUUGGAUAUGUAUGCAGUUGAUGAGAACUUCAUUAGAUCAUUUUUAUAAAAUUGUUUCAGAUCGAAACCAAAAAAUUCCAGAAUAUGUACUAAAGAAAAUUUCGUUUGCAGUAGUUUCAGCACUUGAGUACUUACAUAAGACAUUACAUGUUAUACAUAGAGAUGUAAAACCUUCAAACAUACUUGUAAAUUAUGAUGGAGAGAUCAAACUAUGUGAUUUUGGAAUUAGUGGUCACUUAGUUGACUCUCUUGCAAAAACAUUAAGUGCAGGCUGCAAACCUUACAUGGCGCCAGAGAGGAUUAAUCCAAACAAAGGGGAUACUGGUUAUGAUAUACGGUCAGACGUUUGGAGUUUGGGUAUUACAAUUGUUGAAUUGGCAAGUCUACAAUUUCCUUACAGUAGUUGGACGACACCUUUUGACCAACUGCAGGCGGUUGUUAAUGAACCAUCCCCUAGUCUUCCCUCUGAUGGAAACUAUUCAGACUGUUUUCGUGAAUUUGUAGAUUUAUGUUUGAAAAAGAAUUACAGAGAAAGGCCUAAGUACAGAGACCUUCUUAACCACUUGUUCAUUGUCAAUCACGAAACAAUACCGCAAAAUGAAGUAACAAGUUUUGUUCAAGAAAUUUUAAACCAAAUGGACUCGAGGUAAUCUGAGUCUGUUUGAUUUAAACUCAUUUCGAAUUAAUAAGAUCCAAUCAAACUUGCAAUUGUUUGUUGCUUCUUAUUGGAGAAGGUUUUCUCAUUUUCAAUUGUUUCCUUUGGAAAUUAAAUGCUAAUUUUCGAUUUCCAUUCUCUGCUUUUUUUUUUUCUUUUUUUUUUCUUUUUUUUUUUUUUGGCAGAUGAAGAGUUUUGUACAAUGCUUGUAAAAUAAUUUUUUUAAACUUCUUUUGUUUUUUUUUAUUAUUAUUUUGCUUAUUUUUACCAAAUUUUUAGAUUAUUGUUUUAUUUGAGAAAAAUUGAAAUUAAUAAUUUUUUCGUUUGUCAUUUUUGUGCGAAAACAUUUAAUAUUUUGAACGUUUUUAAUUGCCGACGCAGUUAAUUUUAUUGAGAUGUAUUUUACAUUAAUCAAAAUUUUUCUUCUUUUGAAACUUUUUCUAAUUGCUUUUAUUAAUUUAUCUUUCUUCUAUCAUCUCUAACGAUUUAUAUGUUUAUUUUAAAGUGUCAUUAUUUAGACAACAAUUUGUUAAAAAGAAAAUCUGCUUUUUUUUUUUUUUUUUUUUUUUUUUUUAAUGUUAAAUUAUAAAUGAUGAUGAAAAUCAAAAUAAUUUAUCAAAUAUUGUUGGGAAUAUAAACGAGUCAUCAUCAAAAUGAUGACGACUUAAACAA
This is a messenger RNA of Hydra vulgaris (swiftwater hydra), 1818 nucleotides long. Its product is annotated as dual specificity mitogen-activated protein kinase kinase 6. Gene Ontology annotation, molecular function: MAP kinase kinase activity; ATP binding. NCBI's taxonomy places the organism in Eukaryota, Metazoa, Cnidaria, Hydrozoa, Anthoathecata, Hydridae. The record is from RefSeq and is a predicted model, not a curated record. Gene Ontology annotation, biological process: protein phosphorylation; MAPK cascade.